AUGUCUCGCACGUGUUAUUGUUUUGAUUCCCGGUCUGGUGCGGUGUGUUUUGAAGUGCUUAUACACGAUUUAGUUGAUUUUAGCAGUUUUUAGAGCACUUCUCCCGAAAUGGAUUUAAUGCUAAGCAAUUUUAUCACCGAUAGUGAGCCAAUCGUGCAAAAGAAGAAAAACAAAUCAUUCGGCGGAACGGAUGGAGGUGGCCAAUUUUCCAUGGUGUUCAAUAAAAGUCAACCGGUGAAGGCGAUAGUGGCUAGAAAGAGGGUGGCUCCUGCUGCUGAAAAACUGUCUGCAGAGAAGGGCGAUCAAAAGAGCAAGGCACCGUUCACAUUGAAACCACCAGAGAAGAGCAAGAAAUCAGAACCUGCAGAGGAGAGAGGAGAUGGACCAAACGGUUCCAAUGCAAAUCGAAAAUCAUCGCUCGCUUUGCAAUCGCCGGAAGCGGUCAGAAGAGUACAUCCUGUUAAGGAGUCAAAAUCAGUUUCGAGAGAUUCCAAUGAACAGCGAAAAACGUCGUUCUCAGAGAAGUUUAAAAAAGAUCGAAAUGAGGGUGGUAAUAAUGAAACGCAAUCCCAAUUUUCCCUCAGCGAGAAGUUCAAACAGAUUAAAAAGCACAACAAAUCGAACAUGUUCGAUCGGAUGAAGACCGCCAUGCCUAAGGUAGAUCUGCCGGAGGUUCACCCACUGACGGAGAAAGUUUUCAGUGAUUCCACGCUGGACUCGCUCGACAUCCAUCCCCACUCGAAGAAAAACGUGGUGGAUCUGUUGGGUUACGAGAAGCUAACGGUGGUCCAAAGUUUGUCCAUCCCGAAGUUGCUGGAGGGAAGAGAUGCCCUCGUCCGCGCCCAGACCGGUUCCGGGAAGACGCUAGCCUACGCACUGCCCUUGGUGGAAAUGUUGCACUCGCGCGAGAGGAAAAUUGCACGUAGCGAUGGCAUCCUGGCGGCGAUUGUGGUUCCCACGAGGGAACUUGCGCUGCAAACGUAUGAGCUGUUUGUGAAGUUGCUCAAGCCGUUCACGUGGAUUGUGUCCGGUUAUCUGUGCGGGGGUGAGAAGCGGAAAGCCGAGAAGGCUCGUUUGAGGGCGGGGUUGAAUAUUCUGAUAGCGACACCGGGGCGGUUUUGUGAUCAUAUUAAGAAUACCGAGUCGAUGAAGCUGGAUUCGGUGCGUUAUUUGAUUCUGGAUGAGGCGGAUCGAUUGCUGGAACUGGGUUACGAGAAAGACGUGAAGGAGAUUGUGGAGUCGAUUAAAGCAACGCGUCGGGACAGGGCGGAACAGGAAUCCGGCGUCCAAACGGUGCUUCUGUCGGCAACUUUGACGAAUUCAGUGAAGGAGUUGGCAGGAUUGACGCUGAAAGAGCCUGCCUACAUCGACACGAGUGACAUUGCUGUGGAACGGAGGUUCGAUAACGUCAAUCUGGAGGAUAUGAAAGAACGAAUCACCAUUCCGGCCACGGUUCGCCAGAACUACAUUGUAAUCCCACCUAAAUUACGCCUCGUCACCCUCAGCGGAGUGAUUGCGUAUGAGUUCAACAGGAAAGCAAAUAAAGCGCUGGUUUUUAUGGCCACUCAGGACCUGGUUGACUAUCACUACAACGUGAUGGUUGAAGUUUUAACCCAAAAGAAGCUCGAUUCGGACAACGAGAACAGCUCCGACGAGGAUGAGGAAAAUGAUGAAUCGGAAUCCGAGACGGAGGCGAGCUCCGAUGGUUCGAUUCUCCUUCCGAACGUCAGUUUCUUCAAGCUGCACGGAAAAAUGACCCAAAUCGAACGCAGUUCGGUAUUCCGGGAGUUCCGGGAGUCCAAAUCGGCAGUGCUGCUGUGUACGGAUGUGGUGGCCCGAGGUAUCGAUGUCCCGUGCGUGGAUUUGGUUGUGCAGUACCACGCGCCACAGAUUUUGGCCGAUUAUGUGCACCGAAUCGGGCGGACGGCCCGCGCCGGCCAACGCGGUAAGGCGGUUUUGUUCGUGGAACCGGCGGAGGUGGAUUUCGUUAAAUAUCUCACCGGGAAACAGAUCCGGUUGUUCGAGGAGAAGGUGGAUCCCAUCUUCAACCGGGUUGGACUGAUGUUGAAUAGCACUGAGGCGAGGAAAAAUAAGAACAAAGAACAGGCGGCAAUUGAGUUGCAGCAUCGAUUCGAGAAGUUGGUUCUGGCGGAAAAGGAACUUUUCAGCGGGGCGUGCAAGGCGUUCGUUUCCUGGGUGCGGUACUACUCGAACUUUCCGAAGGAGCUGCGUCGGAUAUUCUCCAUCAAGGCGGUCAACAUGGGUCAUUAUGCAAAAUGUUUGGGUCUGAGGGACCCUCCGAAGCAGUUUGUGCGGCAGUACACGGGUCCCCGGGAGCACGAGCACUCCGCCAAUCGCGGCGGUCCAAACAAAGGGGAUCACUCGCAGAUGAACGCGCGGAAGCGGCCCAGGUCCGUGGCGAGUACAUUCCACAAGGCGCCCUCAUCAACAGCAGCCACAGCUGGAGCAAGAGGCGGCAACAAGCGGCGAGAUCUGGCCAGCUACGCACAGAACUCACGGAUGCUGAACACAUCCGAGUUCGAGAGCGGCCUCGGUCCGGCCAGAAAGAAAGCCAGACAGCGCUGAAAGGAUACCGCCACUGGCCGCGAUUGGUUUUGUAAAUAAGAUUGUAAUACGGAUCACCGCAGCAUAUUUGUUUUUGUGGCCACAAACCGAGUUAUGAUGUUCGCAUUACAAUAAAAUAAAUUAAGCAAAACAAGCGAA
Toxorhynchites rutilus septentrionalis is the source of this 2724-nucleotide messenger RNA. RefSeq names its product probable ATP-dependent RNA helicase CG8611. Lineage: Eukaryota; Metazoa; Arthropoda; Insecta; Diptera; Culicidae. Gene Ontology annotation, biological process: ribosome biogenesis. Gene Ontology annotation, molecular function: nucleic acid binding; ATP binding. The record is from RefSeq and is a predicted model, not a curated record. Gene Ontology annotation, cellular component: nucleus. The coding region runs from base 109 to 2586 and encodes 825 amino acids. The transcript is spliced from 4 exons.